CCGUUCGUUGGUAUAGCCGUGUAUUCGUUACCGUUUGUUAAUUGUUGGAGUAAAGUCAAUAUGUAGGCAGAUGUUUCGAUUGUAAUAUUUGGAGUAAAACCCAGCUAAGAGUGACUGAGUUUGACCACGAGCCAAAUGAACAAAGAAUGAAGAACAAAACCAAAUCAGGCUGACUUCCACGAUGUCUUCCAUCCCAGCCCAGACAAAGAAAGAUGGAUGGGGAAAAGAAUUGCCUUGUAACAUCCACUGACAGAGAUGUCUUCUGCCAUAUCACUGUUAUGAAAAUAAGAAGAUGAAUCAGACAGUAUGGCUGGGUCAGGAGGGUCAUUUGAUGAUCUUGAUAUAGACUUUGACCUUGAUGAUGCAGAUCAGGGUAGCAGAUACACCAGUGCUUCCUUCAGCAGCAGUCCAGGCAUCGAGGACGAGUAUGGAGGGGAAGUUUUCUCACCUGAGCCUGAGGGUGAGAAUAACUACUCCAUGUCCCAUUGUAAGGAUGGCAUCCAAAGGAGAAAAGAGUCACAGGAAAUAGAGGAAUAUGGUGAUAUUGGACCGUUGACUCCCAGAGGUAAGAUCAUUGGAAAUGGAUUUGACCGGCCGAUCCAUCGUCAGUCGCUGCAAGAGUUUGAGCAUCUUGAGCAAAUCCUCAAAGACCAGUCUCAAGAUACUGCAGAAGAUGUCCACAUGGAUGAUCAGUUGCUGAAUGGAAAGCUGAGUGGAGGGUACGAAGCUGAUCGCAGGAGUUCUGGAGAUAUGGAUUACGAGUCUGAUCAUGACUAUGAUAUCAAUGGAAGUGACAGACCGGAAGGAGAAGAGAAUGUGCAGAUUGGAAGUGAUGACAUGAUGAAGUACAUGCAGGCAACACCUAGAAGUACCCAGGAGUUUCCUCCAGGUGAAGAUCAUAGACUCUCAAGGCUGAUGGAAAACUCCUAUGACAAUGAUUCCCUGGAUGACGGUGAAGGUCAGGUCAAUCAGCAGUUUGUUCCAUCUCCUCAACAAGACUUUUUCAGCCUGAGUCAAGAGCAGCUGCCUGAAGGACCAUCUCAUCUGGAUUCAGAAGACGGUUCUGAUUUAUUUGCCAAUAGUGGAAACAACACUCUCCAGGACAAAGAAAGCCUCUCAACAGUCAUUCAAGCAGCUGCUGCAAAUGUUGAGACCUUCGGGACUGGGGACAGUCCGGAGAGUAAGAAGGAUUCCAGCGGAGGAGAUGUGGAGCACUUCAAACCUAUCUCUACCUCUUAUAGACGGCCAAGCAAACCUCAAACUGCUGCACAACUGAAAAAUAAGACAAUCUCUGAUCAGAGUUCAGCCGGUGAUCAAAACUCACAGCAAAGUAUUGAAGGUCGAAGGAGAACAAGUAGUGUCAAAUCAUUUAGAACUAGAUCUUCCAGGGCGUCAACGCCCCAAUCAGUAUUAUCACGUAGUAGGAGAAGUAGUAUGAGAAGCAUUGAUGAUCAAAGUGAAUACAGUAUUCAAGAGAGCAUAGGACAGGUGAGUCCUAGAUCAAGCACACCAGGACAUAAUUCAACUCUCAUUCAUCAAGGAGAUGAGUUUAGUCCAUCCCCUGUGAAGCAUAACAAGGAGAGUCCUCAAGCAGUCAUACCCAGGUUACGCUUGGACAACAUGUCUGCACGUAGUGACCAAAGUAGCAUUGUCUCAGACAUACAUCACUUGGACAAGAGCGCAAGAUCACGACUGGUUAGUGAUGAGUUUGUUGAUCAAUUACAGAAGGAAUAUGAUGAUCUCCUUCAGAAGUAUGCCCAAGCUGAGAACACCAUUGAUUCUCUGCGUCUAGGUGCAAGGGUCAAUCUGCACUAUGAGGGUUCUCCUGUAGGCCAGCCAGGUAAUGUAGGAAUUUCCCCUGCUAAACACAGUCAGGAUAUAACAUUACCUAAAGGACAGAAAGGAAUGCUAUCUUCUAGUCAAAAUAGUCUUGUACACCCCCCAGGAGUGAAUAGUGUGAUCCACGUGCACUCAUCCAAUAUAAACAUGGGUGCUUCCACUUCUAGAAAGGGGGAGACUCAGAAGGCCUUGCCAGAUACAUCUGAAGGGAAGUUAUUGGCCUUACAGUUCCAGACUGAAGGUCAUAAAGAGAAGGUGGAUUCAUUUGAGAUUCUAUUACAAGAAAACCACCUGGACCCAGCGGACCAACAGAGGGGGCUAGAGGGUUUAAAAUCUGGUCAGGCCAAGCUAGAAGCAGACUACAUGCAGGCCAAGGAAGAGCACAGUAUGAAGGUCAGACUAGGGUCAGCAAGAGGUCAAGAAGCGACCUUUGACCCUGAGAAGUUGGUUGAAGGUCAGUUGUUUCAGCUUGGGAUGAGACUAGAGGACAUCCAAGAAAAAGUCCAGGAGAAUCUACGUAAUAACCCACCAGAGCUACCCGCCACACCCCAGAGGAAGCCAUCGGAUGCUGACCUAGCAAUGAGAGAUCCUCAUGGUCUGGUUCCAUCAAGAAGAACCAGCUCACAUUCACCUGAGGAGGAUUAUGCCUUGCUGAUUCACAAGUAUAAUGAACUGAAGCAGUUGCCACCCCACCCUGAGAGAGACAAAGAAAUACAGAAGCUCGUCAAGAGUCUGCAGGACAUGCCACAAUUUGCUCUAAAUCAACCAGACCAUGAAGAUGUAGCUGGUUACCAUGGUAAUGAUGUUGAGAUGCAGGAGGAGGAAGAUGAGAUUGAUUUUAUUGCUGAUGUUGAGGAUCAUGAUGGAGAUGAUGAUGGGUCUUCUAAUCAUUCAUCUCCGUUCAGAGAAACUAUGUCACCUGAUGUCUUCAGACCGAAAGGAUCAAGACAUGAUAAACUUCCAAAAUGGCAGCCCCCUGUAGACGGGAGUAACUCCUCUUUAGGAUCACCUGAUCAUGAUCCACCAUCAUCAGUACAUUCUAGGAAGAAAAGCAUCCCAGGAAAGUCUGGAAGCAAGCAUACCCCACCACGCCCAAACUCCACCCACCAAUCAUCCAACCCGAGGGGUAAUGGAGGAGGUGAUACCAGGAAACCAAGGGGUAAUAAAACCACCUUGGGUGCCCAUCUAGAACCAGAGGGAGACAGUGGGUUCCUUGGAUCAGAGAGUAGUCGGCAAUCCCUGCAGGUCAGAGGCUCGGAUACCAGCACAAGGAACAGAGCACAGAGAUUACCACCGCAUUCUGAGAAUCCUAAAUCCCACCUUACAAGACAUUCCAUGAUACCUGUAAAGGGAUCUCAGAUGGGGAGGCUGAAAACACCCCUUAGAAACAAUGGUUCAGUCCCUCUUAGGCAAGAGCCUUUGGCUGAGGAAGAAGAUUCCAUGUAUUCUGGAGGGGUCAAACGAGCAAGAGAACUGAAGCAAGAUGUUCGUCCACAUGGUAUGCAAGAUUCUCAGAAAGCGGCCGGGAAUAGGACAAAAGAAAGACGUCCUCAAACAGUGACACCUCGUGAAAAGCAGAGAAGAGACCCUAGGUCAGAAGUUCACCAGCCCCAUAGAAUGUCCAUGAAACAGACAAAUAGGCAAGGAUAUGCUCCACCUCCUCCUGCACAGCAAAGAACAUAUCCCCAAACUGAACAGGGCACUCCUCUUGGUACCCAGUACCUGAGCCAAAGCAGAGGUAAUAAUCAGCGGACGAACACAACGCCAGCACCUCAAAGAGUCUCCCGCCAAAGGAUGGAGUCAACAAGGAGGCCGGUGGAGUCACCACCAAAGCAACAUCAAGAAUUUGAUAGAAGGUCUGAUGUGACUAGGAGUAGUGUUAGGAGUGAAGCACUACAAGCCCUUCAGGAUGAAGUCAAUCAGUUGAAAGCAAAGAUGGCCAAUGCAAGACAAGAUCCUAUUCCAGAAGAGACCGGGUAUUCAAGGAUACGCAACCUGGGGGAUGAGGAUGACGAGAUGCUCUCUUCAAGGAGCUCAAAAAGUGAGAUGCUUCACAUGCUACAAGAAGAGAUUGAAGAUUUGAAAGAUCAGCUUGCAGACAGGGAUGCCACUCCCAGCAGAAUGCCCUAUGCCUCUUCAACCCCACUAAGGGACACCAUACGUGAUGUCCUCAGCGAGAGGUAUAUCCCAGGGAGAAAUCCUUCUUUCAAUGCUUCACCAAUCCCCAAGAAAUAUCAUUCUGGAACCAAGCAUUAUAAUGGAUCUACAAUAAGAACACCAUCUCGGCCGGUCAAUCCAAGUUUUUCAAGUCAGACAGGUGUCAAGUACUCCCCUACGAGCCCUCCAAGGGUUUCCAGGACACCAGGAGUGUUUCAGGCACCCAGUGGGCAGUACCAAACUGAGACAUUGCCAUGUCCAAUGUGUGGAGGGACUGGGUCUCAUACCCACAGUGAGUACACUCACCCACCUCCAUCAAACCCUGCCCCACCAGCUCAGACUUAUGUUCCCUCAUACAGUUCACCAGCACAAUCAAUGAGGUACCUUCCACAGACAUCUUAUACACAACCAAGUCCUACAGUUGCACCUCAAACAAUGUCAGCGGUACCGCAGCAGAAUCCGUCAAUACCAAUUUAUCAAGGACAAUCCUAUGUGCUCCCACAGCCUGCUACCUUGACACCACAGGCCACCCAGCAGGUACCCGGUAAUGUUUCCCAGGUGAUGGGAGCGGUACCGACUGCAGUACCUGUUACACCAACACUGAACCAGACUAGUGCACAUGGAACUCCUAGUCAUUUGCGUCCUGAUGCUCGGCCAGUCUACCUAAUACCCUCUAAAAAUAGAGGGCGCUAUUACAUCAGGGAAGAUGAGGAGGAGGGAUCCAGUGCAGAAGGAGAGGAAGAAUUUUAUUACAGGAGAACACCAAAAUCCAGCAGGAGCAGCAGGAGACACACCUCAAGGACUGUCAAACAAAAGAAGGUCAGUGAAGUUCCUUUUGAACUGGAACUUUCCCUUGAUGAUGCUCUGCACAUGGCACAAAGGCUGAAAAGAACAACCCGUCAGAUGGUGUCCUCUGUAAGAAGAGAUGUACGCUUAGCUGAAUCAUUUAACUGAGGACAUCUGCUUGGUCAAAGACUCAAGAGAACAACCCAUUAGCUUAUGUCCUCUCUAAGAAUAACUUCUGUUUGGCAGAAUCCUCUAACCGAAGAAGACGGUGACUACUUUGGUUUCAUUCUGGAUAAAUUCCUUUUCAUGGCCCAGAGACUCUCCAAAUAAACCCAAUCAGAUGGUGGCUUAGUAAGAAGCGACUACAGUCUGCCAAAUCCCUGUUCUGGUGACUAUGAACAAUGUUCAGAGCAUUUAUGAAUGACAUAAAGUUCACCUUUUUGCUCCACCAAAUUUGUCUCUCUAAAGUGGGACAGACUUGUAUUUGUAUUUCUUAGCAGAUGUAUGAUAUGAAUUUGAUAAUCUAUCCUGUUUUCAUUGUAUAAAGACAUUCAUUUUCCAUGUGGUGCUACAAUGUGCUCUGAAUAACCUUUUGCCUAAAAGCAAAGAUGUAUAAAAAUGAUUUAUUAUGGAGGAUAUCACCUUUUAAUCCAGUAAUGCUUGAAGUAUUAUUUUCAACAUAGAUGAACAUUUUUUGAAGAUAUUCAUCAUCGCGGUGAACUCAAGCUAAGCGGUUGAACUGUAGAGUGAAGAGUAGAUUUACAUUGUUACAAAUUUUGUACAAAAUUUUCUUGUAUUCAACAUUACAUGCAGGCAUGGUUAUUAUUAUUUUUUAUAAAGAAAUGGCAUUGCAGAUUGUACUUGAUGAAUUAAAUAUCAUAGACACUUUUCCAUUCUUGAUGAAAUAUAUACAUUAUGUACCUCUGAACAAAUGAUAGCCCUAAAUCUUGUAAAGUAUUAACUGUUUUCAAGCAAAACAUACACUUUCUUGAAGGACAUUUCCUUUCUCUUUCAAUGAAUAUGCUUCAUAAUAAGUUUGUACUGCCAUAUGAUAACUCUACUGUUAGUGCCAUGGUUUUUAAUGAUUUCUACUUUUUGGUCUACAAGAAGUUGAUCUCCUUCUCAGGUAGUCUGAUACCACAUAGGUAUAACCAAUUUGGUCUAAUUGCUUUUUGGUCUACACUGAAGUUCUACACUCGGUCUAGUACCAUUUUGCUAUAGUUAUUGUUAGUUUUAUUCCAAGUUGGUCUAAUUUCCAGUUGUUCUAGCCAUUAUGUUUAAUUUGUCAGUUACAGUUUGGUUCAUAAACAGUUCAUCUUACCGUAUAUACUAAGUGGCAUUAAACAAAAUGGAUGGAGCCCAAAUGGAAAUUAGAUGAAAUGGUUCAUAGUGUAAGUGGCAAUUAGAUUGACAGGUUAUUAGACGAAACAGGUGUAGAAAAAAUGGGAUUAAACUUUCAGGAUUCAACCUUUCCAAAAUUUACCAUUCCAAUUAUGGUGUAAAAUUGGAACCUAAAUUUAAUGUUUAUUCACAUAUUUAUUUACAUACUCAAGUAAGGUUUGCUAUGGAUGGAAUGAUUAAUUCUGCUUUCAACUUUCCGUGCGAGAACUUGCUCAUUUUCUUUGAUAUGCACCUUAGGGAAUGCAAGAAAAUAUUUGCAAUGAAUUGCAAAUUUCUGAUGCAACCUUCCAAUUUUUAUGUACUUGUCGUAUUUAGAGCAAAUUGAUUUUUACUGUUUGAGAAGCACACAAGCAAUCAAAUUUAUUGCAGAUAUGUGAUUGAUUUUAUGACAAUUGAUCGCAAGUUUCUUGCAUUUCCCCUUUAUUGAUUUUUCAAUUCAGUUCAGUUUAGUUUCAAUUCAGUUUCAAUAUAUCACUUGUUAGUACUAAACUUCUUUAGAAAUAAAAUGUAACAUCACACUAUCCGUAAUUUAUUCUGUACUAGGUAAUCAUUGAAAUAAUGUAUUUAGUGUAAUGAUAUGUCAUCAUGUUGUACCCCAUGUUGAAAUUUAUUCAGAGGUGCAUAACGAACAACUUUUAAUGAUGAUUUUAUACCAAGAACAAACAGAGGCUUUAUUUGUAAAGAAUUUUUAACGAGACAUGAAUUUUUAGAAUUUUUAUUGUAUAGUGUUUUUAUACAUGCAUGUAUAAUAUAUUUUGUAGAGUUGAUUGUGAUUUGUACUUUGGUGUGAAUUGUUAUACAUAUAGCUAGAGUGAGUCAGGUAAGAUUCAUAAUAAUAUACAUGUACGUUCACAUCAGUUUUGUUUGAUACCCCACAUAACUUUGUAAAUCAUUAUCAGGGCUUAAAAAAUUUACAAAAGUGCCAAAUAUGAUUUUUGCAGCUGUAGCAACCUUCCUUUUAAAGGGGAGUUCCACCCCAACAAAAAAGCUGAUUGUAUAAAAAGAGACAAAUCAGAAUCACCUAACAUUGAUAAUUGUAUCACUAUUGGAUGUAAAGUAAGAAAGUUAUGACAAAUCAAAAUUUCACCCUUUUUUUUCUCAAAACAGUUAGAUGCAUGACACAUUUAUAUGAAGUCAAGCAAAGCUUGAAUAUGUUAUAACUUUUUCUUAUUCGACAUCAGAAUUUGAUGAGAUUUUCAGCGGUUAGCUUGUUUAAUUCUUCUCUUUUCAUUCAAAUCACUGUUUUGUCAAAGUGGACUUCCCCUUAAAAUGAUAAAGUGAUGUUCUAUUUCAUUUAUUUUACUCUUCAGUAUUCUUCAAUAUAAUCAGCAUUUUCAACGCAGUUUAUUUCCACCUUGAUAAUUGUUAACCACCAAUCAGACUCAUGAACAUGAAGAUGAAUUUGUGUUUCAGAAUACAUGCAUGCAAGUUGCGCCCUAAUUGUGCUGUCAAUCAUACCUGUUCAAACCUGAGAGAUUAGUCAACAAGAUUGUACUUCACACCAUUACAUACCAUUAUUAAACACUACCUGGGAUGUCACUCCAGUCUCUACUGAUUAUUCCCUAUUGGUUCCUGUGCUACGGAUAUUUCUUUAAUAUUUCUUAAUUCUUGUUUGUGGGCUGCGCUUUCUUUUAUGUCGUAGGAAAAACUUGUCGACCAACAAGUCUCUCAUAAUGAAUAUUUGUGGCACAUGUUUUAUGGAACACACAUAUUGAUCAUUGAUUUUCAAAGAAAGUACACAUAGGCCUGUACAUUAAGUUCCAUAUAUUCAGUAACAUAAAGUAUCUUUGUUAUUUAUGUUCAGUAUUGAUAAAAUACCUCUUCUUUUAUAUUUUUUGCAAGUUCACUUGGAUGAUUUGAAUUAAAAAAAAAAUAUUUUUUGUCAUCUGCUUUGUUUGAUUUCAUAUCAAUCACAAUUAUAUCUGUACAGUUGAUUGGUCCAAGCAAAUCAUGUGAUUCAAUACACUGGUCUUUUCUCUAAUGCAAAUGAGCAAAGGUUUGCAAUGGAAGGUCACAUCUGGAGCCAGUUUCACAGCACUUGUUACAAUAACAGUUAUAAGCUACUGAAAACAUUCAAUUUGAUUGGCUGAUAGUAAACUUGAGAUGUUUGCUGUUUGUUAUGAUAACAAGUUUUUGUGAAAUGGGGUCCUGAUAUAACUGUGAAAAGUGUGCCAGGGCAUAAUAUAGUUUAUAAAAUGGUUUGAUAUGUUUUGGAGUUUGAGUACAUGUAUUUGUUUGUUCUGUUUAUUUUACUUAUUAUUUUGACUAUAGCAUUCGCAGCAUAUUUUAACCAUUACCACAAACUUAGCAUACCCAGCAUUGAUGUGUGAUACACUUUAUAUUCACUUUGAUUUUAUUUUCUUGUAAAUAUUGUAAUUUUCAGUAUUUUGAAUGAUAAUGUUAUGUUUUGCCAGAUUCCUGUAUUCCUUGAUUUUAUGCUUUUAUUAAUGAUAAUCAAUUUUAGUCGGGUUUUUAAAGUAUGUAUUCAUUUAUAUGACCAAAUUAUUAGAUGAAUUGUUCUCAAUUUUAUAAUUUCUCUAUUUUCAAUUUCCUUUUCAAAAUCAAAUUAAUUAUCUUCAACAAAUUUAUGUAAAUGUAAAAUAUAUUGGUGUGAAGUUCUCAUAUAAUUUGCUUUCUCAUAUUUAGUUAUUUUUUAUCCGAAUUACCAUAUUUUAGCACUUUUUAUUUUUUUAUGUUCUAUAGAAUGAUCUUUCAAACAUUUUGUUUGUAACUUUCAUUUUGGUCAUCAAACACAAUUUACUUUGGUAAUGUGGUUGCAAUUUGUUUCCGUAUAACCCCCACCACCCCUUGUAAAAUAAUAUGUCUAUAAUAUAUAUUUUUAGUACUUAGUAUACUGAAAUAAAAAUAAUGUUUGUCUCCAAAAAUAAACUUGAUUAAUGCUGUGAAUAUGAAAGGGAAUACAAAUUCCCCAGUUGAUUUGGACAAUAUUUUAUAUUUGUUGGAAUUCUAAACAAAAUAAACUGCCUUGAGCAAGAAAAUGCCAAAGUAAUCGAAGAUCUUUACCCCCCCCCCCCCAUCACUGCACUUUCAUAUUGAAUUAUUGGAGAUCUAUUUAUUCCUUUUAGGGCAUGAAAUGAUUUAAUAAGUAUUCAACUAUAGAUUCAGAAGUUAUAUGUUAUUCCUUCAUUUUAAUUAGAAACAUUCCAGCACCUUGAAAUAUUGUUUAUUCUUUUUAUGUUCUUGUACAUAAGGGAGUAUAAAUGUAUGUAAUGUAGAAAACUCUCACUCUUCAACAACAAGAAAAAUGAAUAUAAUCAUUGCCAAGAUGGGUACACAAACAGGUAUAAGCAGACGUCUCUUUUUUAAAUGAUUUUUCUCAGUGUUUAAAAGUGUUCGAUUUUGUAGCACACUAUUUUCAUUGUAUUGGCGUAUAUUUUGUGUGUUUGGUUAAUUUGUUUUCUUUGCAAUGUAAUGUGUGUUUUUUCGUGCUUGCCUAAUAUGGAUCCUGCAAUCUGAAUAAACAAAA
Messenger RNA from Lytechinus variegatus (green sea urchin), 9670 nucleotides. RefSeq names its product microtubule organization protein AKNA-like. The transcript has 15 exons. Lineage: Eukaryota; Metazoa; Echinodermata; Echinoidea; Temnopleuroida; Toxopneustidae. The coding region runs from base 307 to 4950 and encodes 1547 amino acids. The record is from RefSeq and is a predicted model, not a curated record.